Molecule: messenger RNA, 3320 nt
Organism: Thrips palmi
Lineage: Eukaryota; Metazoa; Arthropoda; Insecta; Thysanoptera; Thripidae
Gene: ari-2
Product: potential E3 ubiquitin-protein ligase ariadne-2
Exons: 8
Coding region: 175-1668 (497 amino acids)
Biological process (GO): positive regulation of proteasomal ubiquitin-dependent protein catabolic process; protein polyubiquitination; ubiquitin-dependent protein catabolic process
Cellular component (GO): cytoplasm; ubiquitin ligase complex
Molecular function (GO): ubiquitin protein ligase activity; ubiquitin conjugating enzyme binding; zinc ion binding
Source: RefSeq, a predicted model, not a curated record
CAUUUGUUUUGUUGUUUUGACUCACUUCAAUAUGGCGCUUGUCGAAAUUGCCAUUCAGUCAUUUCACAAUAACAUUUGACUUCUCGCCCUAAAUUAUUGCCUGUUUAAACUGGUUUUCGAGCUUUACAGUGCCUACAAUCCCGACCGCCAGCGCUUACUCUAGAAAAUUUCAAGAUGUCAAGUGACGAAGGUGAUUCUGACAUGGAGUAUUCAGAUGAUGACUGUGGUUAUGCUGACUAUUACAACACUGUUGAUGAUUGUGACAUAGAUCAAGUAGACCCCAGUAAAAGUGACCCAGAGUACUUUUUAUUCGAAUGUCUCUUGGUUGAAGAUGUCGAACGCUUACUCAACGAAAACGUAGAGACGCUUAGUAGCAAUUUGCAGAUAACACCUUCCCUCGCAAAAGUUCUUCUGCAUACACAUGGCUGGGCUGUGCAAGAUGUGAUAUCUAAGUAUCAGUUAGAUGCAUCCUUGUUAUUGGUGCAGUCUCGAAUAAAACCACCUCACCCUCCGUCUCAUACAACCACUUCUAGUGCCUGUGGUUCACAGAGUUCAUUAGUAUCCAAGGAUGGUCUAGAAGACGAUGAGAAUCAGUCAAAUUGCCCAGUUUGUAUCACUGCAUCAAAUGCAGAAGUGUUCAGUGGUUUAGCUUGUGGCCAUAAGUUCUGCAAAGAUUGUUGGUCAAUGCAUUUUGAGGUACAAAUCAUCCAGGGUAUCUCAACUGGAAUUUGCUGUAUGGCACAGCAGUGUGAUAUAUAUGCACCUGAAGAUUUUGUCUUAACACUCUUAUCCAAACCAUCCUUGAGAGACAAGUAUCAACAGUUUGCUUUCCAUGAUUAUGUCAAAUCUCAUCCACAACUUCGUUUCUGCCCGGGUCCCAAUUGUCCAGUAGUAAUAUAUGCCAAGGAACCUAAGGCAAAAAGAUCAGUAUGCUCCAAGUGCAAGUCGUCAUUUUGCUUUAAGUGCGGAAUGGAUUACCAUGCACCCACUGACUGCUCCACUAUCAAGAAGUGGCUCACAAAGUGUGCAGAUGAUAGUGAAACAGCCAACUACAUUAGUGCUCACACCAAAGAUUGUCCUCGCUGCCAUAUCUGUAUCGAAAAGAAUGGGGGUUGCAACCACAUGCAGUGCUAUAGCUGCAAACAUGAAUUCUGCUGGAUGUGUUUGGGAGAUUGGAAGGCUCAUGGUUCAGAGUACUAUGAAUGUUCUCGCUAUAAAGAGAAUCCAAAUAUCGCACAUGAGAGCGUUCAUGCACAAGCAAGAGAAGCACUCAAAAAAUAUCUCCAUUAUUAUGAAAGGUGGGAAAACCAUUCUAAGAGCUUGAAAUUGGAGGAGCAGACCCUGCAGACCAUCAAAUCAAGAAUAAAUCAAAAGGUCAUGGAUGCAUCUGGAACAUGGAUCGAUUGGCAGUACCUUCUUGAAGCAGCCAUGCUUCUUGCAAAGUGCCGUUAUUCUUUGCAAUACACCUACCCCUACGCUUAUUACAUGGAGCCAAGCUCCAGAAAAGAAUUGUUUGAAUAUCAGCAAGCACAGCUUGAAGCAGAAAUUGAGAACUUAUCCUGGAAGGUGGAACGAGCUGAAACAACAGACAGGGGCGAUCUUGAAAAUCAAAUGGAUAUUGCUGAAAAGAGGCGAACAACCUUACUCAAAGAUUUCUUGGAAGUAUGACAAAUAAGUGAAACUCAUCCACAUGAGAAACUAAAUAAUGUAAAAGUUAUGUGCCAAGGUGUUAUCAACUCUGUGGGAUCAGUUUUCCGGUUAUUGCUUCUGAUGUAUUAGAUUGAGAAGUGCUGUUUAUGUCAGUGUCUACAUCACAAAAUGUUAUAGUUACUCUUCCGUCUUUCUGAGUACCUUUGUGAAUUUUCCUUUGAGGGUGUUCUGUUCAACUAUCAGCCUUUAAUAGUUAGGGUUCAUUGAAAUUGUGAGGGUAAUCAUUCAGAUUUCUGUUGUUUUGUCUGAGGUUGAUAACUAAAAAUCUGCAACCUGUUGCCUCCCUUUAUAAAAAAUGGAAUUUAAGACCGUUUCAAGGGUACUGUGUUUCAACCGUGAAAAGCUGUAAAUAUCCUAAUGUAAAAUUCUGUGCCCAUCAUGCAGAUUUUAGAUUUAAAAAUAAAAUUGUUAAUUUAUAGAUUGUGUAGUUGUUUUCAAAAUAUCAGGGUGUUCUGUCUUUUAUCUCAUACUAGAAAACUAGAAACUGGAAAUCCUCCAAAGAUUGUACCUUUUGUUUCUAUUGUAGGAAACUGUAGUUGCAGAGUGUUUUCUAACAUGCAAGCAUGCUGGUCUGAGUUAUCAACAGUCUUACAGACCGGUGGAACAAAUAGCUAAAAGCUUUUCUUGCACACUUACUCUACUGUAGUCAAGUAUUAAUCUUUUAUCACCUUUGAAAAUAUUUUUGAGCCUCUAGAAUUCUGUUGUACGAAUUUUUGAUCUAUUUACUGUCCUACACCUGUUGUAAUGGUAGCAUGAGUUUUAUUUUAAACACCGUACUGUGAUCUGCUAUGUAUGUGUAUCUAUGUAUGUAUAUGUAAAUAUUUAUGUAAAUUUGAUCUGAUAUGUUAACCAAUUUGUGUUUGAUUUGACUGACUCACAUCAGGAGACAACAUUUUAAUAGAAUUUGUCCAAUGUAAAUAAAAUGUAGAGUGAAAGGCUCCUUUAUUUUGAUUGAGCCAAGUAAUAAAUUGUGGUGUGUGCUCUUGACAAUUAUUGUUGUUAAUUGUAAUUUUGUUUCUAAAGAAAUUCUGAAUUAGUCAUUUAGCUGGAGUUAAGAAAUCUUGUUGUAAGGGAAUGUUACCUUGUAAAUGGUAGGCCUACAAACUUGGAACCAUACUGUUGAAAAGUGAAGUGAUGAGUUAUUUUUGCUUUUGUGAUAAAUUUCACUCUUAAAAUAUUGGAAAUAUUUGAUCCUUCUUUAAGGGUAAAAGGAUAUAAUACCAAAACUGCCCACUCUUUAAAAUGUUUUGCAUGUAGAUAGACCAGUUUUUUUAUCACUAUCAGGGCUUCCCGAAUUUUGUUAAUUGAAAGAUCUCAUUUAUGCAUUCAUUCUAAUUCAGUCUCAUUGUUCUCAUCUGAAGUUUGAACUAAUUUUCAAAAACAAAACUGCUCACUGUCAGUGUCUCCUGUCAGAGAUAUCUGUUCCAAAUUUCUUAUAUGUUCUAAAACAAUUUACUGCAUUUAUGAUUUGCUAGAAAUCACAAAUGAAAACAAUGAAGAAGCCAUGCUCCAAAAUUGAUUUGAUUUGAUACCCAUGUGCUAUCUGUCACCUUGAUGCAUACAUGUUGCCUUUUUCAAAAAUGGAAAUAAACAACCUGGAUUUACCAAGA